AUGAGGGGGGAUGAUAUAUGGAUUGGCCAAAGUUUGGGGAAAUCUACGUCUUUAGAAAAAGCCGAGUUUUUUCUGGAUUCUAAUCGCCGUUGCUUUAAAAUAUUGUCUGAGGUUCUCAGCAGUAUAAACAAGGUUGAAACUCUUGCUCUAAACAGAGAGACCACCAUGGUUAUAUUCUUUCCCAGCAUGGCAAUGGGGAAUUGUCAGUCUGAAACUUUGUAUAGUACUUUGACAGAUCAAGCUGUCUUCUAUGGAUAUUUCAUGCCACUGCUAUUAAAGAAUGUUUGUUAUUUGUCUAUUCAUGUUGGAAGCUUUCGUGAUAUGCUAGUCCCAGGAAUGGUCUCCACUUUUCAAGGAAUGUGUAAUUUGAGUACUUUGGAAAUAAAGUCUGACCCAGAAUUCUUUGAAUCUAAAACUGAUUGUUCUGGGUUUAAUAUGGGAUAUUGGAGAUGUCAAAACAUUCUUUUAUUCAUCAACUUAAGGAAGUAA
Molecule: messenger RNA, 489 nt
Organism: Prunus armeniaca (apricot)
Lineage: Eukaryota; Viridiplantae; Streptophyta; Magnoliopsida; Rosales; Rosaceae
Source: the annotation of a GenBank genome assembly